UCCACCACUCGCACCCGUCCCCACUCCCGACCGCGCAGCCCUCCCCUUCGUCGGCAGCCCAAAAACCCUCGGGGGCGAAGCGAGGAGAGGACGGCAAUGGCGGAGGCGCGCCGCAGCCACCCGUCGCAGUACGUGAAGCUGACCAAGGACCAGGACGCUUCCGCCUCCGGCCCCGGCGUGGAGGACAUCCGCCCUGGCGAGCUCAACCUGCCCGUCGCCGUCCCGCAGCUGGAGCGGAUGAAGUGCAUCCAGUGUGGGCAGGUGCUGCCUGAGGGCCACAAGGCGCCGGCCGACGAGCAGUGGACCACCGGCAUCUUCAGUUGCGCUGAAGACCCCGAGAGCUGCUGGACUGGACUAUUCUGCCCCUGUGUGUUGUUUGGACGAAAUGUUCAGGCCCUUAGAGAAGAUAUCCCACGGACAAGACCCUGCACUUGCCAUGCUGUCUGUAUUGAAGGUGGCAUUGCAUUAGCAAUCCUUACGGCUAUAUUCCAUGGUGUUGACCCAGACACAUUGAUCCUGAUUGGUGAAGGCCUGGUCUGCAGUUGGUGGAUAUGCUCUCAAUAUACUAGUAUUAUUCGUGAAAAGCUUCAGAAGAAGUAUCAUCUCGAGGUACUUCUUUCUCUCUUCCACAGUUUUCUUUGUAUGUGUCAUGAUUAAUCGCAUUCAUAAGAACAUCUACAAACAGUUGUAUUUAUUUCUACUAUAAGAACUACACAAUUGCAUUCUCCAUCUGAGAUAGUUGUAGCAGGUAUUCAGGAGUCCAGAAGUAAACUCUUAGCUUUGCAUUGUUAAAGUUAUGUGGUCAGUCUCAUGACAUUUUUGCUUGGCAUUGUCCACUGGCGGUAGCUGG
Triticum aestivum (bread wheat) is the source of this 850-nucleotide messenger RNA. RefSeq names its product cell number regulator 6-like. Lineage: Eukaryota; Viridiplantae; Streptophyta; Magnoliopsida; Poales; Poaceae. The transcript has 3 exons. The record is from RefSeq and is a predicted model, not a curated record. The coding region runs from base 97 to 657 and encodes 186 amino acids.